GAUGGGCUAAAGGGACUGCGCUACGAUCAUUAAAGAAGGGAGGGAUACGGACAACGAACUCCUUCCGCACAUCACUCCUUGAGCGUAGCCAACGGAGCAAACCGGAGGUACCGUUUUCACCUGCUUGCCAACGGUACUGGACGGAAGCUACACCGUAGCAUGGAUGCUUUGAAAUCUGCAGGGAGAGCAAUUAUCAAGAGUCCCGGAGUUCCGCGGCACACAUGGGGAACUUCAAAGCACGAAAAGCUGCCAGAGAACUGGACGGACACCAAGGAGACGUUACUGGAGGGAAUGGUGUUUAACGUGAAGUACCUGGGCAUGACACUGGUGGGCCAGCCCAAAGGAGAGGACAUGGCCACCGCCGCCAUCCGCAGGAUUGUGAGCACGCAGGCCCGAGCCAGUACCAAGAAGUUCCGUAAGGUUACGCUGACUGUCUCCCCGAAAGGAAUCAUCAUCACAGAUACAGAGACCUCAGACCUCAUAGAGAACGUCUCCAUAUACAGAAUCUCUUACUGCACAGCUGAUAAAACUCAGGAUAAGGUCUUUGCCUACGUUUCCCAGAGUCAGUUUAAUGAAACCCUGGAAUGCCACGCUUUCCUGUGCCAGAAGAAGAAAAUUGCCCAGGCUGUGACACUCACGGUGGCUCAGGCCUUCAAAGUAGCCCUGGACCUGUGGGAAGUCGCUCAGGAGGAUAAAAGCAAGAAGGCGAGGAGCUGCUGCACCUGCUCUGUCGGGGAAGGCCAGACCGAGACAAGCACACACUGUGUCUCAGACCCAGAGAAACACAAGCCACAGGGGGUGGAGGAGAAACUCAGGCGGCCAUAUCUCUCCACAUCCCUCAGCUCGCCCUCCCCACGCAACAAUCCCGCCCGGAGACGACCAAUCAAACACGACUCCUGGGAUGUGGAAGAUGGCCUUGAUGAUGCAUUCUCAAGCAAUAUGGAUGUAGAGGAGAUGGACAUGGACUGGCAGAGUCCCGCUCCGGACCCUUCUCUGAGGACGCACCUCUAAGUCCCCUGGAGGCCCGGCUCGAUGACCUCAUGUCUCUGAGCAGUGAUGACUCAGACUUACGCUCACAACAUCGACUGCUUAACAAGUUGUCCCCACAAACCAUGAAUACCUGACUGCCAAAACACACUUUUAUGCCCUCUUUACAAAUGAAAUUGCCCGUCAUAUAAUGGUUCUCAUAAUCAACCUGAAGACUGACUUGCCUAAAACCUUCUACAAUUCCAACACGUGUAAGGCAUCACAACAUUAAUCUUCCCAAGGAUAUAAUUGUACUUACAUAUUUUAGGAUUUCUACUGCCAAACAUUGUAACAAGCCUUUUUAAAUUCCACUAAUAUAAGAUUGUACUUUAUUUGAAUUUCUACUGUCAGUUACAACUGUCAGUCACUUAAAGUUUUUUCAGUUUAUUUAUUUAGAGGAGAUGGAAUCAAACUUUUGUAUCUUAGGCAGUCAAUGAAUAAAUCUAUUUUUCUUACAGUACCUUUUAAGGAUACAGAACCUUUAAGGAUCAACAAGAACUAAGUCCUACCAACUUUCAAUGUUUCUUUAGAACACAUUUACAGAUGGACAUCAAGCUCACAUUUCUCAACAGCAAUUAUUAGAUAUUUUAUAUCUGCUCAGUGGAAUAUUAGCUUCUGAAGUCUGAAUAGUUCUCUCCAGUGGUCCAGUUAGGAAACAUAAGCUGGUACGAAUGCUCAGUGGUUUUUAUUUAUUUCAUUAUGAAUUAUAGAUUCCUUUGAUCUAGCAUGUUGAUGCCUUGGUUUUUGUGAAGAACAAAAGGGAACUUGACAUAUAAUCAAUCAAUUGUUAGACCAGGUUUCUUUCAUCCAGUGACAUGCUGUACUGUACAACACUCUGGUGUUUCUGUGCUAUGAUAUGAAUAGCAUGCAUUGAUCACUGAAUAAAAACAGGACCCUUUGAUCUCAGCAUAAAGGUUUUUACAUUAUUCACUUAUGAACCUUUUAAUGUUUAUUUAACAGUAACUGUUCUAUCAUUACAUUUUUGCACACAACAUCUAAUAAUAUGCCAGUAACCUAUAUCUUGUCAUUAGAUUUAUCAUCAAUUGACAGUGACACACUUAAUUUUAGCCAUAUAUUUCCCCCUCUAUCUACUUAUGAGAAUGUCAUAUUUACAAUUAAAAUGUGUAACAGUUGAGAAGCUAACCUAGAGGUCCUGCAUUUUUAGAUUGUGAUCGAAAAUAUUCUGUGCUGUAUGAAAUGUUUUCUGUGCUUCUCAUGUCAUUGGGGACCUAAGCCCUGACUCAGUAAAUGUGUCAUUUCCUAUCCCUCCUAUCCCCUUUCACUUUACUUCAGUGACAGAAAAUGCUUAAAAUUUCUAAAAAAUGAUAGAAAUAUUCUCAUCACGUUGUAGUCAAUUCUUGAAAAAUGGCACGAGCAAAUGGCUUUUAGCAUUAAGAGCCCUUAAUGUG
Molecule: messenger RNA, 2435 nt
Organism: Osmerus eperlanus (European smelt)
Lineage: Eukaryota; Metazoa; Chordata; Actinopteri; Osmeriformes; Osmeridae
Product: low density lipoprotein receptor adapter protein 1
Exons: 10
Coding region: 160-1011 (283 amino acids)
Source: RefSeq, a predicted model, not a curated record